UUUCAAUCUGUAGAAAAUGGUACAGUGACAUCAGGAUUUAGUGGCCUUGGUUCCAAGAUUGGCCCAAGAAUCAAGGAGGGCAAUUUACAGUUGCAACAGUAUGGAAUGACAGUCUUGAUCCCAGGGAUCAUGUAUGAUUUGUUGAAGAAACAAAAAAGUGUAGACUUGCAAGAAGAGAAGGAUGCAGGAUUCCACGCAUUUACUGGAUGUGACUCCACCAGCACAUUUGUUUGGAAGGACAGACUCCAACCUCUUCGUAUUUUAAGAAGCGAAAGCAUGUUCUUAAACAGACACCAAAAUGAACAUAGAAUAUUUUGGCUGUAUGUUACAUUCAGAAGACAAGAAAACUGACAUGUAAACAACCUUAGAUAUUCACUAUUUCAACAAUGCUACAGCCCAAAAACAAGUGACACCAUCUCAUAUGAUGACAGUGAUCUUUUCCUGCUGUCAAUAUGUAAGGAGUCUCUCCAACAUUUGCAACCAUAGCACCACCUGAUAAACGAAAGAUGGAUGGCCAAAUCUUUCGAUUGCACCCCCUGAAUUUAAGGGUUUCCUGUCAACUAUCAACCAUGUGGGUAAUAUCAACAGUAUAGAUUUAAAG
This is a messenger RNA of Owenia fusiformis, 601 nucleotides long. The record is from the annotation of a GenBank genome assembly. NCBI's taxonomy places the organism in Eukaryota, Metazoa, Annelida, Polychaeta, Sabellida, Oweniidae.